AUGGUAUCCCCAAAUUCGCUGCAUGACGAUGUGCACAAGCAAGUGACGGCCGUGUGUCAUUUCCUCUUCACCCACAAUGCCACUCGUGAGGAAUCACUUCUGGAGGUCCAGCUGAAGAGCAGAGGUACUCAGUGGUCGACUGCAGUUCAGCUGGCAGGCUGCUCUCGAGGUGAUCGAGUCGUCAAAUUGGCUGCCAAGCAAAUUGUCGCUACGAAAAACGCAGCAAUUUUCGCCUCCACACUGCAGUCGGACUUUUCCUUACACUACAACGCAAGGUUUCGAAGAGCACUCUGGACGCAAAUUGGCAAAAUGACAGCUGAGGAAAGAAGUUUGCUGUUUCUCUGCCGACGAAGUCGAUCCUCGUCCCGCCUCCAAAAUACUGGUGCACUCCAUCAGGACCCUUGA
Messenger RNA from Ostertagia ostertagi, 405 nucleotides. The record is from the annotation of a GenBank genome assembly. Lineage: Eukaryota; Metazoa; Nematoda; Chromadorea; Rhabditida; Trichostrongylidae.